This is a messenger RNA of Neocloeon triangulifer, 1888 nucleotides long. Its product is annotated as ribosomal L1 domain-containing protein 1-like. The record is from RefSeq and is a predicted model, not a curated record. The transcript is spliced from 9 exons. Lineage: Eukaryota; Metazoa; Arthropoda; Insecta; Ephemeroptera; Baetidae. The coding region runs from base 111 to 1814 and encodes 567 amino acids.
GUCUGGAAUCGAAAACAAGCAAACGGCUCAACACGUGCACGUGGUUUAUCUUCAAAUAAUUUCUCUUUUUGCGACUGAAUUAUACUUUAUCGUUCACACAUUCUUCAAAAAUGAAGGUCAGGAAGUCGAUGACCAAGCCCCGGACCAGUCUGGUUUCGAAAAAGCCCAAAAGUCCGAAGCUGACUGAAAAAGUUGCCAAGAAAAGCAAGAAAGUGAAAAACGCCAGCGGUGUCGUUUAUCCUCCCGAAAACCUAAUCAAGCCGGAUUUGCAGCAAGAAAUCGUGGAGAAGGCGGCGGAAAGUUUGCUCAAACUUCACGCAAAGAGCUUGGGGGACAAAGUCAAUUUGCUCGGCGGAAAUGAGGGAGAACCCAUUUUCCUCAACUUUUCCCAAUACAGAAUGUUGGACGGUCCAUCUAGAAUCCUGCGAAUGGACUUGCCUCACUCGCUCUUGGAGGAGACGAGCGACGUGGCCCUCAUUGUGCCCGACUUGGAGCACAAGACGAAAAACCCUGACAACGAGGCAGUCGCCCAGUUGUACGAAAGCAGAUUGAGGGCGCGUGGAUUGAAGCAGCGCAUUCAGAUCAUCACCCUGCGACAAAUCAUGACCGAAUACAAAACCUAUGAGUCCAAACGAAAGCUGUGCAACUCAUUUGACUUGUUCCUCGCUGAUGGAAGAAUCAUUGGUAGAUUGGUUCCUCUUCUGGGAAAGCAUUUCCAAACAGCCAAAAAGAAUCCUUUCCCUGUCAGAACUCAACCCAUUGCGACGUUAGUGACUUCAAUUCAUAAAGCCAUGAGCAAGACGAUGAUGCCUUUGAACUCCAAAGGCAAUUCAAGGACAACUAGGAUUGGCCACACCAACAUGGAACCUUCACAGAUUGCUGAAAAUGCCAUCGAGGCAACUAAAGCUAUCUGCAAAGAAUUACCAGGAGGUUGGCCCAACAUUCGGAAUAUGCAUCUCAUUAGUUUGAGGACCCCCUCGGUGCCCUUCUACAUGUCGAUCAAAAAUCCAAAUGAGAUCAAGAUAACAAGCACUAGGAAAAUUGUGAAGCAUGACAGGCCAGUGGAGGGCGAACUGACCACCACAGUCUUGGACAACUUCCGAGUCCGAGUGAUGCCGGAUGGCGAAGUUGAGAUGAUCGACGACGAGGGCAAAAUUUUGUCCAAGAAGAGAAAGUUGGAGGCCAUGAAGGACUUGGGCAUGGAAAGAAAGAGGAAGUACGCAGCUGCGGACGCUGUUUUGCUUGCUUCUGAAGAGGGAGACAAAGACGAGGAGGAUGAGAACGUCGUAAGAGUUGUGCCCAAGUUUGAAGAUGCUGACAUGGAUGCCGAAUUUGAGGAUGACGAUGUGGAAGAUGAAUUGGAGGAGGAAAUUAAAGCGGCAAGCAAAGGAAAGGGAUCGAAAAGGAAGAAGAAAGAAGUUGUCGAGAACAGUGAUGAAGAGGAGGAGCAAGCUGUUCGUGGUUACGAGGAUGCUUAUUUGAAUGAACUGGAACUUGAGACAAAAGAAAAGGCAAAGAAGGCUAAGAAAAAUGCCAGAAAGGAACCAACAGAAGAAGUGAAACCCAAAAAGAAGGGCAAGAAAAAUGUCAAAGUGGAAACAAUGGAAGAAGUGAGACCCAAAAGGAAGGGCAAGAAAAUUGUCGGAAAGGAAACGACACAAGAAGUGAAACCUAAAAGGAAGGCUGCGUCAAAGAAGGAAGAUGCGCAGCAAAUAAACACCAAGAAAGAUGCCUCAAAAGAAAAAGCAGAGAAGAAAGGUAAGAAGAUGGCCACACCGAAAGCUUCCGAAGCACCCAAAAAGAAAAAGAAGUAGAUUUUAAUCAAUUAUUUUGUUUGGAAUAUAAAUGAGGCAUUUAUAAAUAAAAAACAAUCAUGUUGCUUACUCAA